Leishmania mexicana MHOM/GT/2001/U1103 is the source of this 996-nucleotide messenger RNA. RefSeq names its product putative glyceraldehyde 3-phosphate dehydrogenase,cytosolic. The transcript has a single exon. The record is from RefSeq and is a predicted model, not a curated record. Bases 1 to 996 code for a protein of 331 amino acids. NCBI's taxonomy places the organism in Eukaryota, Euglenozoa, Kinetoplastea, Trypanosomatida, Trypanosomatidae. Gene Ontology annotation, molecular function: NAD binding; oxidoreductase activity, acting on the aldehyde or oxo group of donors, NAD or NADP as acceptor; NADP binding. Gene Ontology annotation, biological process: glucose metabolic process.
AUGGUCAAAGUGGGCAUCAACGGCUUCGGACGCAUCGGCCGCGUCGUCUUUCGGGCAGCGCAGACGCGCCCCGACAUUGAAAUUGUCGGCAUCAACGACCUGCUGGAUGUCGAGUACAUGGCCUACAGUCUCAAGUACGACUCCACGCAUGGCCGCUUUAAUGGCGCGGCGGAGGUGAGAGACGGGGCACUUGUCGUGAAUGGAAAGACCAUCCGCGUCACGAGCGAGCGUGAUCCGGCGAACCUCAAGUGGGGCGAGAUUGGUGUGGAAGUGGUGGUGGAGUCAACUGGCUUAUUCCUCACGCAGGAGACGGCCCACAAGCACAUUGAAGCAGGAGCAAAGCGCGUCGUCAUGACGGGACCGCCGAAAGACGACACACCGAUGUUCGUGAUAGGUGUGAACCACACAACGUACAAUGGACAGCCCAUUAUAUCGAACGCGUCGUGUACGACGAACUGCCUCGCCCCUCUGGCAAAGGUGGUGAACGAGAAGUACGGCAUUGUCGAAGGUCUCAUGACCACCGUGCACGCGACGACGGCAACGCAGAAGACGGUGGAUGGCCCUUCCCUAAAAGACUGGCGUGGUGGCCGCGGCGCGUCGCAGAACAUCAUCCCCUCCUCCACGGGAGCUGCCAAGGCCGUGGGCAAGGUGUACCCGGCGCUGAACGGCAAGCUGACUGGUAUGGCCUUCCGCGUCCCAACGGCGAACGUGUCGGUGGUCGACCUCACCGUGCGUCUGGAGAAGCCUGCAACGUACAAGGACAUCUGUGCUGCAAUCAAGGCCGCAGCCGAGGGCGAGAUGAAAGGUAUUCUCGGCUACACCGACGACGAGGUCGUGUCUUCCGACUUCAACGGUGUGCCGCUGACCUCUGUCUUUGACGUCAAGGCCGGCCUCUCGCUGAACGAGCACUUUGUCAAGCUCGUGUCUUGGUACGACAACGAAACGGGCUACUCGCACAAGGUACUCGAUCUCGUUCUCUACACGUCCGCGCGCUAA